Molecule: messenger RNA, 4284 nt
Organism: Tribolium madens (black flour beetle)
Lineage: Eukaryota; Metazoa; Arthropoda; Insecta; Coleoptera; Tenebrionidae
Gene: GTPBP1
Exons: 20
Coding region: 161-3946 (1261 amino acids)
Biological process (GO): translational elongation
Molecular function (GO): GTP binding; GTPase activity; translation elongation factor activity
Source: RefSeq, a predicted model, not a curated record
GCCAGGUGUUCAAAAAAAUUGACGUAACAUAUGUGACUGACAAUUCGUGGUUACAAAUUUAACAGUUUUAAAAUUGUCAGGAAUGCAAAUCAGAAGAGUAAACACCAAUUAUUCUGGUUGCAAAUUUUGGACGCUAGUGUUUGCAAGAUAAAGGAAAACAAUGAGUGACAGUAAAGAAACAUUGAGUUCUUUUGUUGACAAGUCGCAGAAAAACACCGACUUUGAUAAAGUGCUAGGACGCAACAUUUUAGUAGCCCCAUCUGAGGAACAGUUUGAGUUGUUGUUACAGCGACUAAAGCAACAGCUGGGCGAAGGCCGGGGCGAAGUUAUUUUGGAGAUUGGGGGCUCGGAAGAUGGAAGCGAAAACGGCUUACUUGAAGAUGAGUUGGAGGCGGCGGUUGCGACUUUACAGUCAUUGGCGACAACACUGGAAUGCAGUUGUGUUAAAUUAAGAGAGCGCAAGGACGUUAGAGGGAUCAUAGCCCAAUAUUUGAUCCGGCGGGUGUUGGGACAGUCAGACUUUUUGGAGAUUCGCGUGGCCGUUGUUGGUAAUGUGGACGCCGGCAAAUCGACACUGUUGGGUGUCCUCACCCACGGCGAGUUGGACAAUGGGCGGGGACACGCGAGACAGAAGCUUUUCAGACACAAACACGAAAUGGAAUCAGGACGGACGAGUUCUGUUGGUAAUGAUAUCCUAGGUUUUGACGAGGAGGGGAAUGUUGUGAAUAAGCCUGAACAUGGGGCCCUCGAUUGGGUCAAAAUCUGCGAGAAAAGCUCAAAAGUGAUAACAUUUAUUGAUUUGGCAGGACAUGAACGUUAUUUGAAAACUACUGUGUUUGGUAUGACGGGGCAUGCGCCCGAUUUUGGGAUGUUGAUGGUGGGUGCGAAUGCUGGUAUUAUUGGCAUGACUAAAGAACAUUUAGGAUUGGCUCUUGCACUCUCAGUACCUGUGUUUGUAGUCGUAACAAAAAUAGACAUGUGUCCGGCUAAUGUUUUACAAGACAAUUUAAAAAUGUUGAUCAAAAUUUUAAAAUCUCCGGGCUGUCGGAAGGUCCCUGUGAUGGUCAAAACGACCGAUGAUGUCAUUUUAAGUGCUACAAAUUUCGUAUCAGAACGUUUGUGUCCAAUUUUCCAAGUCUCUAACGUCUCCGGCGAAAAUUUAGAGUUAUUAAAYACAUUUCUUAAUUUAUUGACCACAAGAAUGGAAUAUCACGAGAAUGAACCAGCGGAGUUUCAAAUUGACGAUACUUAUUCAGUUCCGGGUGUCGGUACUGUGGUUUCGGGAACCACACUUAAAGGAGUGAUUAGAUUGAAUGACACUUUAAUGUUYGGACCAGAUCCGUUGGGGCAUUUUCAACAAAUUGCCGUUAAAAGUAUUCAUAGGAAAAGAAUGGCCGUGAAGGAGGUCCGUGCGGGCCAGACGGCGAGUUUCGCCUUAAAAAAAAUUAAAAGAUCCCAAAUUCGUAAAGGAAUGGUCAUGGUAUCGCCCUCRCUGAACCCCCAAGCGUGUUGGGAAUUCGAGGGCGAAAUUCUCGUCUUGCAUCACCCCACCACAAUCAGUUCGCGUUAUCAAGCGAUGGUUCAUUGCGGGAGCAUCCGACAAACUGCGAGUAUUGUCCGAAUGUCGAAGGAUUGUCUCAGAACAGGCGAUAAAGCAAUAAUUCAUUUCCGGUUCAUCAAACACCCGGAGUAUAUGACURCGGGUCAAAGGAUGGUGUUUCGUGAAGGUCGGACUAAAGCAGUUGGCAACAUUGUGCGAAUUAUAACACAAACGACUCCCACGCAUCCGAAUGCACGAACGAAGCAAAAUAAGCAGCAAAGAUACGGAAACACACAAACCAAUCAGGUGACAAAAAAUAACGUUCAAUCUGGCUUGCAAGAGUUUUCAGAGAUUGGUACUGCUGUUGGAGAGACUACGUUUGAAGGAAGUACCGAUAAGCGUGAGCAUGGUGGACAAAAAUCCGGGUCGAGGAAAGGUCGAGGUAGGCGCGGAGGUCGUGGUAAAAACAAUAAUGCCAACUCAAACACCGCAAAACCUCUUACUGAGGCUAAUAUCAAUGCGAUUUCAAAUCUUAAUUCAACAAAAGUGCAAUCCCGAAGAAUGGGUUCGUUAGCUAGUAGACAACAUGCAGGGGUCGAGGAAGUGGACGUGGUGUCAAACCACGCGUACAAAUACCCGCCCAGGUCUGGGAACUAUUUUGGGAGCCACUUUAUAAUGGGCGGUGAACGGUUUGAUACKCCUCAACCCGAGUCGUACCUGUUCGGCGAGAAUUCCGAUUUGAAUUUUCUGGGGAGUAGACCGACCCCUUUUCCUUACCCUCCACCCCAACCUAAUGAACCGACGAAAACGCUCAAAAGUCUCGUAAAUAUCAGGAAAGAGUCGUUGCGGUUUGUUAGAGCUCCUGCUGAUUAUUCUAAACCAACUGAUAAGAAUGAGAGAGACAUCAGGGAUAUUGAGUUGGGGAAAAGUUCGACGUUUAAUAUCGAAUUUACGUUCGAUUGUGACGUUAGGUGUGCAAUAACAAUCUAUUAUUUUUGUUCAGAGGAGUUUACACCAAAUGGUGUCACGUACUUGCCGCGUGAUCCAAACAUGACCUCAGAAACUUUUCAUUAUAAACGUGGGGCGAAUCAACAGUUUUGUCAAAUGACUCAUGUUUUUGAUCCCUCAAAAUUCACAGAAGAGGAAUUAUUGUAUGAUGUUGACAGGGAGAUAAUUCCAAUUGCGAUUCAUUGUGUAGCUGAGGAAGGCACUGAGGAAAUGAGACAAUCACACACAACUAUAGCCACAGCCGAAAAAUUAUCUGACGGUACUUAUGUUUUAAAAGCUCUCAAACAGAAAUUAUUCGUCGACGGUCUUUGCUAUCUCCUUCAGGAAAUAUACGGCAUUGAGAAUAAAAAUAAUGACAAGCAAUCUGGCGACGACGAGACUGAWGAUAACGGUUCAGAAUGCGUAAUUUGCAUGUGCGACGUAAGAGACACUCUAAUAUUACCUUGCCGUCACUUGUGUUUAUGUAAUUCAUGCGCUGACUCACUCCGUUAUCAAGCAAAUAAUUGUCCGAUAUGUCGUGCCCCCUUUAGGGCGCUUUUGCAAAUUAGGGCUUUGCAAAAGUGCGCCAAUCCGAAUUUGGCCCAAAUCAAUCCACCAGAUGGUAGUUGCGAUAAUAUUCCGCCAGGUUACGAGGCCGUUUCGUUGAUUGAGGCCUUAAACGGCCCGUGUAUUCCUCGUCAGCCCCCAUCUGCAAUGCCUGACUUGGUUGAGACACCUGAGAGCGAACAUGCCAUUCAAGCAGCCCAGAUUUUGAACCGGAGUGCUGAUCGCACGCCAUUGAAGAGCAAAGGUUCGGAUCCCACCACCCCAGAGUAUGGGGUUUUGAUGACGACUCGUAUGGAGGAAGACCCUAAGGAGACCCCUAAAUGCCCCCUUCUCGACCAAAAAAUCUCAAGUCCGCGCGUCAAGCACCGCAUCCACGAUGCAGUGAAACACGUGAAUGAGAAAGCAGGAAAAGAUGAAAACGGUGAUGAAGACAGCGACGCUGAAAAACUGUCUCCACUAUUGCAAAACAGUGAAAAUCUCAGAAAUGGGAGUUUGGCAUUGAAUAUGGUAGACGUGGUUGAGCCUAUUGAUGAUACCGACACUGAUCAUGAAGAAGUUGCUUCAAGGCCGGCUUCUGAAAAAACAAAAACCUAUCGGAGCAACGGUGAAGAGCGAGGAGACGAAUCUGAUUACUACACUCCUGAAGAGCCAGCUCCGACUCUUGGACCUCUAUAUGAGAGUACUGGUGCUACUAGUUCUGUUGAAAGUACUCCACAAAAAUUGCCGGGGACACCGAUGUCYCAUGCUAGUGCUAGAAGUAGUGGGGAUAGCUAUACUAGCGGGUCUAGCACUAGGCAUUUGUUAGCUGUUGUGGCUCAUAAUGGGUUAAAUGAAAGAGCUGUACAUAUUUAAUUAUGUACGUUUUAAUUUUAUUYGUAAUUAUGGGCACACAAUUAUUUUAUUUAUAUUAUUCGAGCACGAUUUUCAAGUUUGCAACUUGCAUUUAGGUAAGGAGAUUAUUUUUUUUAACCAAAAUACUCAUUUGUGAUAAAUUGAGGCAUUUAAACGUCCCAAAUUAAUGAAUUUUAAUGCGAAAAUAGCGAAAUUUUUUUAUUUAUGUAUAUAUUGUGCAGAUGAACCUAAUUUAGUUGUUUUAAUUAAGUUUACAGGUUUGGAUAAUUAAGUAGAUUAUAUUUUAAAGGUGAUAUUGGUUUUGUAUAUAGUUUGUUAAAAUAUAUGUCUAUCAAACA